CUCUGAUGUCACACACUUGAAAGUCAUCUGAAAGUCAUGUAACUCUACGUUCAUUCUGCGUCGUUUCUUGUCACACGCAACGAACGCGAAAAAGCCGAUAUACUAGCCGUCGAUCUCCACGUUUUAUCUCAUCUGUGUGAGAGAGACUCAGAGAAUGAACAGAGUGAGGAAUGGAAUUACCUUCCUGUUGGCUUCAAGGCAGAGGAAGUUGAUGUUGUUGAUAUUUAUUGUGACUUGUAUUGCUGUGUAUUAUUACACUACGAGUAAGCCGGAUAAUACAAGACUCAAAAUGAAAGUGCCAACAAAGCCACGAUCUUCUAGUCCUUGUGCGCAGCAGAUUUUGUCUCAAUGGGAUCAUCUUCCCAACAGUGACGUUGACAUCUAUAUUCCUUCACGCUUUCAUUCACCGUCUUUUCAAUUUAUAGGCAAUGGUUGGGUAGGCAGCUCAGUGGGUUCAACUGGAUUGUACAUAUCACAUCAAGGAUUCUUGUCUCUAUUGGUUCCUCUCUCUCCAUUCGUUGAGGCAUCUAUAGAUGGACACAAGAUGUCACUUGAGGCGUCGGUAAUUGAAUUCAAGAAGGGUAUCGUACAUCACAUAUAUGUUUAUAAGAACAGUAGAGGUCAGUGUGUCACAUUGCAAACGACCGUCUAUGCACAUCACAGCAUCACUCCUCUCAUCGUACAAGAGCUACAUUUCAAGAACGGGAUGGCUGGCAAAUGUAUGGUGCAAAUGAAUCACGUUGCUCUUAAUGGUUGGACGGGAUCAACGAGACGGCAGUUGGAUUUGAAGGGUUCUGUGUGGCCAAAUAUCAAGCAUUAUCAGUUGUUGACUGGCAUGGAGAAGGCACAGGUUGAGAGCACGUCAACUGAGAUCAUUUUGUCGAUGGCAACGACGGACCCUCCAGAGCCGUUCACGUUGGCAAAUCAUGGUGUGUCGCAUACUCAUAUUGCUUCUGUCGUCAUAUACAACACGUCUACAUCAACUUCUCAACAGAAAACAGAAGCAGCAGCAAGCAAAGAACUGGAAACUCUUGUCACUAAGAAACCGGCCAGCUUGAGAUCAUCACACUCUUCCAUAUGGAUGAAGAGUUGUGUCAGUACUGUAAUUGUUGCUGAACACAGUGACACUUCCAUACCUCAACAAGCGGCCAUCACAUCCAGUUUGUAUUACGCCAAGUCUGCUCUCACACCGCAGACAAUCUCACACGCAGAGAGAGACAAACAGAAGGAAGAGAAAACUCACUGCUACACAGGACUGCCAACAAUGCAUGUGGUGUCUCUAUGGAGUAUCCCAACAUCUAAAUCUCACUACUUGAAACUGAUCGGUAACUGGAGGAGUCAUCUAGUUGAAGGUGGAUGUCUUGCAAUCUUCACUGGUGUUCAAGUCAACGUCGAACAGUCAAUCAUCAGAAGUUUCAUCAGCUUGCAAGACACCGGGAAACUCAUCCAGCUGGCGGCCAACCCGCUUACCCUUCAAGCUCCCAUUUCGAUCAGCCAUUUUCUCUAUCAAAAGCAUUACAUGUCACUUACCAUCACACUGAACAGAGAACAGCUUCCAGCUACAAUGAGUAUCGUUGCUAUGCAAGUAGAUGGCAAACAGCCGGUCAAGCCAUUGUAUGUGUGCCCGGCAGGCUGUAAAGACACUCCAAUAGAACUUAAAUUACAAUCUCCUAUCCAUCUUCCUGUUAUUGCCACGUCUCCUCCUACUCCCCUUCUAUUCAUCUCCAACGACGAUUCAUAUUUACAAGAGAUGGGCAAACAGCUGCACAUUGACACAUCAAUGCAACAUGAAGGUCACAUGUCAAGCUCAAGUCAUUUGAGUACGAAGUUCUGGGUGUGUCUUGGUUUGUUAGUCGCUGCCUUUCACAUCGUCCUUCUACGCAUUGUCUAUAAAGAGUAUUUCUACGGAGGAAGCGACGGAGCAAAGGGGAAAUUUGGUGGUAACCGUAUGUCUUAGCGCACGCUACGCAAGAGUUGAUUUCAAUGGGUAAAUUAUGGUAUGAGGGUGGGAUUUUCACGUGAUAAAUAUUGCAUGUCAAUGCUUGUUGCUAUACUGUACAGCUAUGUGUUACAUUGUAUACAGAUAAUCAUCACAGCAGUGCAUUGUGUUUACCUAUUAUAUCAUUUCGUGUAU
Molecule: messenger RNA, 2134 nt
Organism: Corticium candelabrum
Lineage: Eukaryota; Metazoa; Porifera; Homoscleromorpha; Homosclerophorida; Plakinidae
Exons: 15
Coding region: 155-1957 (600 amino acids)
Source: RefSeq, a predicted model, not a curated record